AUGUUCCCCACACGCGCCCUUUUCGGCCGGUCGGUCUGGAAAGUCUUCCUCUCCCACGCACCCUCCCCCUCCACCCAACACCCCCCGAUCCGCACCACGAAACGCGCAGCAACCAUCCUCCCGAACUUUGUCGGUCUGCGCUUUGCUGUGCACAAUGGCAAGACAUACGUCGAGAUCCAGGUGACAGAGGAGAUGGUCGGACGGAAGCUUGGAGAAUAUGUUGCGACCCGCAAGCGCUUUACAUACAAGCAGUCUAAGAACAAAUAA
This is a messenger RNA of Penicillium psychrosexuale, 267 nucleotides long. Its product is annotated as mitochondrial 37S ribosomal protein uS19m. The coding region runs from base 1 to 267 and encodes 88 amino acids. Gene Ontology annotation, cellular component: cytosolic small ribosomal subunit; ribosome. The record is from RefSeq and is a predicted model, not a curated record. Gene Ontology annotation, molecular function: structural constituent of ribosome; RNA binding. Gene Ontology annotation, biological process: ribosomal small subunit assembly; translation. NCBI's taxonomy places the organism in Eukaryota, Fungi, Ascomycota, Eurotiomycetes, Eurotiales, Aspergillaceae. The transcript is spliced from 3 exons.